AUGGGGUUCUUCGCUCAGACAUGGACCUUGACGAAAAAGAAUCUCUUGAUUGUACUGGGUCGCCACUGGUUCACUACGACUGUCCGCGCAUUUCUGGCACCGAUCAUCUUCUUCUUCAUCAUUUCAUAUUGUAAAAACUUCUUCGUACCGCCCUCAGAUUUCGGAGUUGGUUCUCCAUCUACCCUUCGGACAUUCGAAGAAGCUCUCAAUGCAGGAACAAGUGGACGCAGCACUGUGGCAUUUGUUGCAAACGGUCAGGCCUCUGAGGUUACAAACAUAAUCGACCAAUUGUCAAACACCGUCAGAGCGAGCGGCAAAACUCCUGUAACAUUGUCCAGCGAAGUCGAGCUUCUGCAAACAUGCAAAAGUUCUGUUCGCGGAGUUUCUGGUUGCUUUGCCGCAGUGAGCUUCCAUGGAUCUCCUAGCAAUGGUGGUGUGUGGAACUACACAAUCCGGACCGAUGGCUCCCUUGGUGGAAGAAUCUUUGUGAAUACCGUAAACAACGAUGCAGAGAUCUAUGCUCUGCCACUUCAACAUGCAAUCGAUGCAGCUAUCGCCUCCUCGGAUGGCUCUUCGAUCCCUCUACCUCAGCAAUACCCUUAUACUGAUUCUACUCCUGAGGAGCGGGAGAGAAACAUCACACGACUGUACAUGGGGACGCUAAUCAGCAUUCUCGGUCUCGCGUACUUCAUCGGCUUUGUCGGUAUUUGCUACCAACUCACUGGUCAAAUGGCGACGGAGCGCGAGAUUGGCAUGUCUCAGCUCAUUGAAGCAAUGAUGCCGAAUCAACGAAGAUGGCAGCCACAAGCUGCUCGUCUACUCUCUAGCCAUCUUGCUUUCGACAUUCUCUAUCUCCCAGGCUGGGUCAUAUCCGGUGCAAUUGUCACUCGACUGAACUAUCCAUCUUCCGAAACUGGAAUUCUCAUUGGCUAUUUCAUCUUGGCAGGACUUGCUUUGAGCUCCUGGUCCAUCGCUUUCGCUAGUUUAUUCCGAAAGGCCCAACUUUCUGGUAUCACCGUCACGAUCGUGAGCAUAGUGCUGGCUAUCAUUGUGCAGGUUCAGACACCCAAGCAGACAGGUGCGAUCGUCAUCUUGGCUCUGUUGUUCCCACCCAUGAACUUUACGCUAUUCAUUAUCUACAUGGCCUACUGGCAAAGAGAUAAUCUGGCUGCCGUACUCUCUGAACCACCUCCUGGAGCCCCAUGGAGAGUGUCAGGCUCAGUGUUCUUUGUGUUGUGUGUCAUACAGAUCCUAAUUUACCCUUUAAUUGGAGCCUUCAUCGAGAGAGCUUUGUACGGUACCGCAUCAAAAGCCAGGAACAUGCAUCACAGUGCGGAGAAAGAAACUGCUCGCAUUACUAGUCUUACAAAGCAGUACGAGCCUAGCUGGCUUUACAGGAACAUCUGGUCAAAACUCAGCAAAAGCAAGAGGGAGACUGUGCAUGCCGUCAACGACGUCAGCUUCACUAUUCGUGCUGGCGAAAUUCAUGUUCUUCUGGGAGCAAACGGUGCAGGCAAAAGCACGAUGAUGGAUCUUAUCGCAGGACUACAGUCACCCACAAGCGGAACCAUUGAUAUCAAUGGAUCUGGGGGUGUCGGCAUCUGCCCACAGAAGAAUGUGCUCUGGGACAAGCUUACAUGUGAAGAACAUGUCUACUACUUUAACCAACUUAAGGCACAAGGACAGAAAGGAAAGAGCAACGACCACAAAGAUUUGCUCUCCAAAUGCGAUCUUGCUCACAAGAUCUCCGCUCGCUCCGAGACCUUGUCAGGCGGGCAGAAGAGAAAGCUGCAAUUAGCAAUGAUGCUCACGGGUGGUAGCAAUCUUUGUUUGGUCGAUGAAGUGAGUUCAGGUAUUGAUCCUCUAUCACGACGCAAGGUUUGGGAUAUCCUUCUCGCCGAGCGAGGUCACAGAGCCAUGCUUUUCACGACACAUUUCCUCGAUGAGGGGGAUUUACUUUCGGACCACAUCACUAUCUUGUCUAAAGGUACCCUCGCUGCGACUGGCACAGCUGUUGCUCUGAAACACGAACUUGGUGGUGGAUACCGUGUCAAGAUUUACACUGAACAUCAGUUCAAAGAGCCCCAGGACUGGUCUUCAAUACCUCGCCGCAAUCAUGCCGAUCACGUUGUGUACAAUCUACCCGAUUCUAGCGCUGCUGCCAUAUUUGUCACUCGUCUUGAACAACUUGGCGUUACUGACUACCGUGUCAGCGGACCGAGUAUCGAAGACGUCUUCCUCAAAUUGUCUGCAGAGUUCAACAAUGAUCACACGCUUCACGACGAUGCCACGCCGCUAACUAACGUAUCCUCUCUCCAGUCGGAAAAGGGUCUUGAAUUGGCCAAGGGCAGAAGAAUUUCGCUCGGCGCACAGACUUGGGUUCUGUUCCGGAAGCGUGCUACUAUCCUGCGCCGCAACUAUCUGCCUUACAUGGCUGCUGUUCUGAUCCCGAUUAUCGCUGGAGGACUUGUUACUCUAUUUCUGAAGGGGUUCAGGCCACUCAGCUGCUCGCCAGAGGAAUCCAGCUCGACUGAGGAUAUACUUUCUUUUGCAAGUCUUGACGACGUUCUGGACUUCCCCGCUGGUCCAGCCUCUCAGGUUCCUACAACGCUUCUCAACUCUUUAUACCCUGGGCUCGGCAGCGCUGUUGCGCCGGUUGCGAGUGUUGACGCAUUCAUCGACUACGUCCAAGCCAAUUACAGCCGCGUAUUUCCCGGAGGCUAUUUCCUCGACGCUCAAGGCGGCGCUCCUCUAUUCGCUUGGAGGGGCAACUAUGAGCUCAGCUACGCAAUCUUGACUCAGAACAUUCUGGAUAGUAGCUUGCUUGGAUCACCGAUUAUCACAGCCUAUCAAGCCUUCCAGGUACCAUGGGCUCCAUCAGCUGGAGAUACACUUCAGUUCAUCCUCUACUUUGGUCUAGCGAUGUCCGCUUACCCUGGCUUCUUCGCUCUCUAUCCGACCAGUGAGCGGGUUGCCAAAGUACGAGCACUGCACUACUCAAAUGGUAUCAGAGCCUUUCCUCUCUGGCUCGCAUACACCAUUUUCGACUUUAUAUUCGUGAUGAUUGUCAGCAUUGUCGCUAUUGUCAUCUUUGUUGGUGUCUCUAGUGCCCUCUACGCCCCAGGAACACUAUUUGUCGUAUUCUUCUUGUACGGCCUGGCAGCUCUGCUCUGCAGCUAUGUCAUCUCUCUGUUCGUCACCAGUCAGCUGGCCUCGUUUGCCUUCGCUGCAGGCAUGCAGUGUUGUUUCUUCUUGAUCUAUUUCCUCGCCUACAUGGCCACCAUCACGUUUGCCCCGACUGAAAAGAUUGAUUCCUAUGUCAACAUCAUCUCUUUCACGCUCAAUCUUAUAACACCUUCAGGGAAUUUGUUGCGCUCCCUGUUGCUAACCUUCAACGAGUUUUCAAUUUUGUGUCGUGGAAACGAGCGCGCUAGCUACCCCGGCGGGAUCACCGUCUAUGGAGGUCCAAUCCUCUACCUGACAGUCCAGUCUCUUCUCCUUCUUGGAUUCCUCGUCUACUACGAUAGUGGAUACAGACCCGCGUUCCUUAGCAGAAAGGUACNNAACCGCUCCCAAGACGCAGAAGAGAGCGAAUAUGCCGAUGAGGACGUGUACCGCGAGGCGGUUCGUGUCAAUGACUGCAAGGACGAAUUGCGCGUGUGUAACAUCAGCAAAUCGUACGGCAGUAAUCUUGCUGUCGAUCGAGUGGCCUUUGGUGUGCCGCGUGGUGAAAUCUUUGCACUGCUCGGCCCUAACGGCGCUGGAAAGAGUACGACUAUAUCAACGAUUCGAGGCGAUGUCCACCCUAGUGGUGGAGACGUCCUUCUGGAGAAUGAAUCUAUCGUGAAACACCGUGCUGCUGCUCGUUUGCAUCAGGGUGUAUGUCCGCAAUUUGACGCCAUGGACUCUUUGACUGCGUCCGAGCAUCUAUACUUCUACGCCAGAGCUCGUGGCGUUGCGGAUGUUGAGCACAACGUGGAACAGGUCAUGAACGCUGUCGGUCUUAGCGCCUUCCGCAGUCGUAUGGCUUCCAAACUCUCUGGUGGCAAUAAACGAAAGCUCUCCCUCGGAAUCGCAUUGAUAGGCAACCCUUCGGUACUUCUCGUCGACGAAGGUAGCUCUGGUAUGGACGCUGGUGCAAAGAGAAUCAUGUGGCGUACUCUGUCCGCGGUCAGCUCUGGCCGCAGCUUGGUAUUGACCACCCACAGUCUGGAAGAGGCAGAUGCGCUAGGUGAUCGCGUCGGCAUCAUGGCCAGGCGAAUGCUCGCUGUAGGCACUAGCGACUACCUACGUCGCAAGCACGGUGAUUCCUACUACGUUCACCUCGUCCACAAAGACGCGCCGCACACGACUGAUGCCAAGCUCGUCGAGAUCAAAGACUGGAUCAGCAGCAACUUCCCUACAGCAAGCAUCGAGGAUCGCUCAUUCCAUGGUCAAAUUCGCUUCGAAGUGCCGAAUCGACCGGCUUCCGAUAUGGACGACUCCAGUGGCUCCAUCGAUGACAAGAAAGGGGCUAGAACGACAAUCGCACAAACUGACGGCCGCAAUGGUACAAGUAUCAGUGCGCUCUUUGAGAAGCUGGAGGCAAGUAAAGAGGAGCUUGGCAUGGAGUUCUAUGCUGUUUCACAAGCCACUCUCGAUCAGGUUUUCUUGAACAUCGUGGGGAAGCACAAUGUUCAGGAAGAGGAUUAUCAGAAGGCCAGGAUGGCAACAGGUGUUUGGGGAAAGACCAAGGCCUGGCUGCGAAAGACGGCACAUGAUGCUUAG
Aureobasidium uvarum is the source of this 4767-nucleotide messenger RNA. Lineage: Eukaryota; Fungi; Ascomycota; Dothideomycetes; Dothideales; Saccotheciaceae. The record is from the annotation of a GenBank genome assembly.